Strongylocentrotus purpuratus (purple sea urchin) is the source of this 1514-nucleotide messenger RNA. RefSeq names its product neuronal calcium sensor 1. The record is from RefSeq and is a predicted model, not a curated record. The transcript has 8 exons. Gene Ontology annotation, molecular function: calcium ion binding; calcium sensitive guanylate cyclase activator activity. The coding region runs from base 286 to 930 and encodes 214 amino acids. NCBI's taxonomy places the organism in Eukaryota, Metazoa, Echinodermata, Echinoidea, Camarodonta, Strongylocentrotidae.
AGCCUCUCGGACAAGCAGGGCUGGAAGAAGAACUUUGACAGUUGACACGGCAUGAAGGGGAUUCAUUAUUAUUCAUAACUGUUGUGCAAUAAAAGAACUACAAAAUGUGUUUUUAUAAACAAACUGAUCAUUAGAAACUGAAUACUGAAAAUACUGGCUGAAACUACAGAGAAUUGAAUGGGCACUUUUGUAUUAUCAUCAUAGAACUACAACUUGGAUUUGCUCUUCUAUAUAUAGCUGUGAUAUGGGACUGAUCCACAUUUUCUACUGACAAUUGUGAUUUAGAUGGGCAAUAGAGAAAGACAAUAUCACAGUACUUCUGCUGCCAACAAGUGGGCGAGAGCUGGACUCUUGACAAUGGGAAAGCAGACCAGUAAACUAGCUAAGACCAAUCUUGAUAACUUGGCAGAAACCACACACUUCAGCGAGAAAGAGAUUAGACAAUGGCAUGAAGGGUUUACAAGAGAUUGUCCAAACGGAACAUUGAAUAGACAAGAAUUUCUGGAAAUUUACAAGCAGUUCUUUCCAUUCGGGGAUGCCACCAAGUUUGCUUCAUAUGUCUUUGAUGUCUUUGACGAGAAUGGGGACGAGGAGAUUGAAUUUGAGGAGUUCAUCCAAGCUCUAUCUGUUACAUCAAGAGGGAACAUUGAUGAAAAACUAAAUUGGGCAUUUCGUCUGUAUGACCUUGAUGGAGAUGGUACGAUCACCAGACGAGAGAUGCUGAGCAUCGUAGAGGCUAUCUAUCAGAUGGUGGGCAACAUGGUGCAGCUUCCAGAGGAUGAGAAUACACCGGAGAAGAGGGUCGACAAGAUAUUUGCUCUCAUGGACAAGAAUCGAGACAAUCAGAUAUCCAAAGAAGAGUUUUUGGACGGCUCCAGGAAGGACCCGUCCAUCGUCCAAGCUCUAUCCCUCUACGAUGGACUGGUGUGAGCAAACCCAGAACCUUACCAUCAUUUCAUCACAAGAGGGUAUCCCGUACAGCGUACUUUUAAACAUUCCUUGUUGCUCAUCAAGUUCAGCAGAAUCAUCAGGUGCUAUCGUUAUAUUUCCAAAGCAUACCGUUAAUAGAAAGGGUUGUGGGAAUCAUUUUCCAGAAUUCAUUCUAAGUGGUGCAUGGAAUUUACAUUCUUUGAUCGCCAAAGGGGAUACUUCUGUACACAGUAAUAUCAUUUUACCAUGUGUUUUCUCCUGUGCAUUCAAAGUUUGCACAAUCAAAGAAGUGUUAAAUACUUCAUGUUAACAGUUUCAAGCAGAAAGGGCGUACAAAACAAUAUUUCAUCAUGUGUCUUAUCUAUUCAGUUUUUAUUACUGAAGUAAUUACAAUAUCACUGUGAAUAAUUUGGUUGGUGAACGGUCUGGUCUGUUGCAUGAAUGUUUUUGUGAUUGUAAGCAUUGUAAAUCACAUUGAGAGGUCUAACAAUCCCGAAAUGAAUCAAGAAUCGAAGAACGCUUUCUAUUUAUUAGUAAUAUACAGUACUCAAAAGAGGGUGGAAACUCUGGAAUGUGUUAUUCUU